This is a messenger RNA of Clonostachys rhizophaga, 777 nucleotides long. The record is from the annotation of a GenBank genome assembly. Lineage: Eukaryota; Fungi; Ascomycota; Sordariomycetes; Hypocreales; Bionectriaceae.
AUGUAUCUCCGCGAAGUGCAUGCUGAGAAGGAUCUUCGCGUCCUGCGCCAGCUCGUUCGGGAAAAUCCUCUCGGAAUGAUAACAACUGCUAUCAAGUCUCCCCAUUUUCCCUUCCUCCAAACAAGCCACAUUCCUUUCGUUUUGGAGGUAGAAGACGAAGAGAGCCAAACAGAACUUGGGCGACUAAAGGGUCAUCUUGCCAGGGCCAAUCCUCAGAGCAAAGCUAUCAUCGAGGAAGUCAAUGAUCGGCACACCGAGGACGCUGUCAAGAUACUUGAGAAUGACGUCCUAGUCAUUUUUAACUCGCCCAUCCAAUCCUACUCGACUCCCAAGUUCUACACGGAGACGAAGCCCAGUACAGGAAAAGUUGUGCCGACGUGGAAUUAUGCUGCCGUCCAGAUCUACGGCAAGGCUACUGUCUAUGUUGAUUCUAAAGCGGCAGAGACGAGCGCAUUCCUUGACUCACAGAUGCGUGCUCUCACUUAUCACAACGAAGUUGAGCGGAUGGGAUACGAUGGAAAGGGUGAUAAUCCUGGGCCAUGGGAGGUUUCGGACGCGCCCGAAAAAUACAUCGAAUUGUUGAAAAAGGCCAUCAUCGGUAUCGACAUCAAGAUUGAACACAUGGGUGGAAAAUUCAAAAUGAGCCAGGAGAUGAAUACUGGAGACACCGAGGGCAUCAUCAAAGGCUUUCGUAAUUUGGGUACGGAGAUGGGUGGAAAGGUUGCUGACCUAGUGGAAGAACGCCAAGCUCUGAACAAGGCCAAGGCCGAGACAUAG